Molecule: messenger RNA, 1224 nt
Organism: Penicillium atrosanguineum
Lineage: Eukaryota; Fungi; Ascomycota; Eurotiomycetes; Eurotiales; Aspergillaceae
Product: M20 family metallopeptidase
Exons: 3
Coding region: 1-1224 (407 amino acids)
Molecular function (GO): dipeptidase activity
Source: RefSeq, a predicted model, not a curated record
AUGAAGUUUCCGACAAAAGAAGAGACUCAGCAAGCGAUCAAUAGUUAUAUCUCAAGCUUGGCCACGCCCCUCCGGGAGUUGAACCAGAAAAUCCACGAGGCUCCAGAGUUGGCAUAUGAAGAACACAGGGCUCAUGAUGUAAUUUGUGAUUUUCUCGUGUCGCAGGGAAUACCGACAACUCGCCACGCCUAUGGUCUCUCUACUGCAUUUGAAGCCCUCGUUGGUAAAUCCCCUGGGCGCUAUAUUAAUUUCAACGCCGAAUAUGACGCCUUACCGGACAUCGGACACGCAUGUGGGCAUAAUCUGAUUGCCACAGCCAGUGUCGCAGGGUUUGUGGCAUUGGCGUUCGUGAUACAGAAAUUCGGGCUCCCGGGCCAAGCCCAAUUGUUGGGGACUCCAGCAGAGGAAGAUGGCGGGGGCAAGAUCGAUCUGAUCCGGGCCGGAGCUUACGAAAAGGCCGACAUUUCAUUGAUGAUGCAUCCCGUUUCCGAGGAGGAAUUCACGGCCCACGGCGUCCAUGGAAUUGGCGGGCGCUCGUCUAUCUCGUGCUACGACCUUAUUGCUGUCUAUCGGGGUGUGAGCGCACAUGCAGCCGACAGUCCAUGGGAUGGUGUCAAUGCGCUUGAUGCAGUUGUGUCAGCGUACAAUAACAUCUCAAUGCUGCGACAACAGAUUCAUCCCACGGAGAGAAUCCAUGGGGCUAUCUUGCAGGCGCCGACUAUCACAAACGCUAUACCCGAACUGACUCGAGUUAAAUACACGAUUCGCAGUCCGACUGUCGAAAAGACUAGAGCGCUGGGUACUCGUGUGCGGAAAUGUCUGGAGGCAGCGGCCCUUGCGACAGGAUGCAAGAUCGAGCUUGAGGAAACUCGCUUAUACGCUGAUCUGGUCGUGAAUGCACCGCUAUGCAAGGCUUUCCAAGAAUACAUGGGCGACCAAGGAGAACAGAUCUGGAUUUCCGACGAUACUCUGGUGAGCGCGUCCACCGACCAGGGCAAUGUUUCACAGAUCGUUCCGGCACUCCACGCGAUCAUCGGUGUUCCAGUCAAGGAUGGAGCAAAGAAUCACACGCGCCAGUUCACGUUCGCUGCUGGAACCGACAAGGCACAUAACAGGACGAUUACCGCAGGAAAAGCCAUGGCAAUGACCGGGUGGAAGGUGCUGAUGGACGACGGUUUCAGUCGGGAAGUAAAAGCGGUAUUCACACCGGGAAAGCAAAAUUGA